GCGGCGCGGCCGGAGCCCGGGGCGCGCACUCGGCCCGGCCCGGGCCCCAGCAUGGCCGAGCCGCUGCUCAGGAAAACCUUCUCCCGCCUGCGGGGCCGGGAGAAACUUCCCCGGAAAAAGUCGGACGCGAAGGAGCGCGGCCGCCCAGCCCAGCGCCCAGAGCCCAGUCCUCCAGAGCCAGAGCCCCAGGCUCCCGAAGGGUCCCAGGCUGGAGCAGAGGGGCCCCCAAGCCCUGAGGCAUCUCGAAGCCCAGCUCGGGGGGCCUACCUGCAGAGCCUGGAGCCCAGCAGCCGCCGAUGGGUGCUGGGUGGGGCAAAGCCACCGGAAGAGGCUGCUUUGGGUCCCAGGGCACCUGGCAACGGGGAGCCCGCUGGUGAAAUCUGGUACAACCCUAUUCCUGAGGAAGACUCCAGACCCCUGGCACCUGAGCCCGGGGGACCACAACCAGGCUCAGCUGAACUAGAGGGCCCGGCCUCACAAGGCACAGCCCCUGCCAGCCCCCCAACCAAAGCCUCCCGCACGAAGUCCCCUGGUCCAGCCAGGCGCCUCUCCAUGAAGAUGAAGAAGCUGCCUGACCUGCGGCGCCGACUGAGCCUGCGGGGCACCCGGGCUGGCCGAGAGCGUGAGAGGGCUGCCCCCGAGGGCUCCGUCAUCAGCCGUUACCACCUGGAUAGCAGUGUGGGGACCCCGGGACGGGCAGCAGGGGCUGGGGCCACACGGGGCCCUCGGGCCGGUUACCUCAGUGAUGGUGACUCACCGGAGCGCCCGGCAGGGCCCCCAUCGCCCACUGCCUUCCGGCCCUACGAGGUGGGCCCAUCAGCCCGAGCACCCCCCGCCGCACUCUGGGGCCGCCUCAGCCUACACUUGUAUGGGCUGGGGGGGCUGCGGCCGGCACCUGGGGCCACCCCAAGAGACCUCUGCUGCCUACUGCAGGUGGAUGGGGUGGCCCGGGCCCGAACGGGGCCACUGAGGGGGGGUCCGGACUUCCUGCGGCUGGACCACACCUUCCACCUGGAACUCGAGGCUGCCCGGCUGCUGCGGGCCCUGGUGCUGGCGUGGGACCCCGGUGUCCGGCGGCACCGGCCCUGCGCCCAGGGCACUGUGCUGCUACCCACAGUCUUCCGAGGCUGCCAGGCCCAGCAACUGGCAGUGCGCCUGGAGCCCCAGGGGCUGUUGUACGCCAAGCUGACCCUGUCAGAGCAGCAGGAAGCACCAGGCACAGCUGAGCCCCGAGUCUUUGGGCUGCCCCUGCCACUGCUGGUGGAGCGGGAAAAGCCCCCGGGCCAGGUGCCCCUCAUCAUCCAGAAGUGUGUUGGGCAGAUCGAGCGCCGAGGGCUGCGGGUGGUGGGGCUGUACCGUCUGUGUGGCUCGGCGGCCGUGAAGAAAGAGCUUCGGGAUGCCUUUGAGCGGGACAGUGCGGCCGUCUGCCUCUCGGAGGACCUGUAUCCUGAUAUCAAUGUCAUCACUGGCAUCCUCAAGGAUUAUCUUCGGGAACUGCCCACCCCGCUCAUCACCCAGGCCCUCUAUCAGGUGGUGCUGGAGGCCAUGGCCCAAGGACCCCCAAGCAGGGCACCCUCCAGCACUGAGGGCACCCGUGGGCUCCUCAAUUGCCUGCCAGAUGUGGAGAGGGCCACGUUGACUCUUCUCCUGGACCACCUGCGCCUCGUCUCCUCCUUCCACGCCCACAACCGCAUGACCCCGCAAAACCUGGCCGUGUGCUUCGGUCCCGUGCUGCUGCCGGCGCGCCAGGCAACCGCCAGGCCCCGCAUCCGCAGCUCUGGGCCGGGCCUCACCAACGCAGUGGACUUCAAGCGCCACAUCGAAGUGCUGCACUACCUGCUGCAGGCCUGGCCAGAUCCCCGCAGGCCCCCGGAGCCUCAGGACCUCGCCCCGUACCUGCGGCCCAAACGGCAGCCGCCGCUGCACUUGCCGCUCGCCGGCCCCGAAGUGGUGGCUCGGCCCCGCGGCCGGGGCGGCCCCGAGAGCCCCCCGAGCAAUCGCUACGCGGGCGACUGGAGCGUGUGCGGACGGGACUUCCUGCCGUGCGGGCGGGACUUUCUGUCCGGGCCGGACUACGACCACGUGACGGGCAGCUACAGCGAGGACGAGGACGAGGAGGCGGGGGAGCCGGCGGGCGCCGCAGACUUCGACGACGACUUCGAGGCGCCCUUCAACCCGCACCUGAACCUCAAAGACUUCGACGCCCUCAUCCUGGACCUGGAGCGAGAGCUCUCCAAGCAGAUCAAUGUGUGCCUCUGAGCCGGGCGGGGCGGGACCCCGGUCACGAAGGGCCGGGCUCCUGGCUGCUGAGGCGGCGCCCCGGCGACGGAGGGGACCGGAGGGGACCAGACCGGUCGCCCCGGGCCCCGGUUGCUGGGGAGUUGCCUAGUGACCAGCCAGCCCGUUGCUGAGAAUCAUUCCUCGUUUCCAGUGCUCAGUGGUGGGGCAUUGGUUGCAAAGCCUGGGGACUGGGGACUUUCGGGACCAGCUGUUGGGGACAUCUUUUCUGAGUACCAAGGGCUUCUCCCCUUGCUGCCAAAAGGCACUUCUCCCGCUUGCUGGGCUGGCCUCUCCUGCCCCUCCCCCCUUGGCCAGGGAAUCACCUGUUACUGUGAGCAUCACCCCGGGAUGGUGAACACCGACCCCCCUUCUUCUACACCCCCAACCCCCCCACCCCAUCAGUCUUCUUGCUGCUGCCAACCAAAUCAGUAUUAGCUUUAAGCACCGCACUCUGCUUCUCCCUGCCCUCGAGGGUCCAAGGACUAUCAUGAGGUGCUAUUUGGGGCAGGGUGAGGGAAAGCCCCUAUCCUGGGCUCUGGCUGGAUUAAGGGCAGCCCAGGGCCUUUAGAAAAAUAGCUGGUUUCCCUACCCUGUCUUCCAGGGAAAGCCCCGUGAUUGCCUCAAACCAGGAAAUGGAGAUAGCAGAGUCUGGCCCUUCCCCUCCCCUGUUCUUCCUCCACAUCCCUGAAGAAACUGAGCACUUAUAAGACCUCCCUUUCGGAGGGGCCCCACCUGAAAUGUCAGGCUGGGGGCACUUUGGUACGGAACAUAUUUAUUGCCUCCGUGCGUGUGUGUCUGUGUGUGAGGACUAGUGUGCAUGGACACGUCUGGGACAGGUGUAUGGGGCUCUUUCAGGGACCUAUGAGGGGGAAAGAAUUUGCAGUGGCCAGGCACCCUGAAAUCCCCAGUAAUGGAGCCUCAGUGGUCCCCAGAGUUCCAGUGGGAGAGUAGGUCCCCUCCUGUCUCCCCCUUUUCCCUCACUUCCAUCUUUGUGGACAAUAAAUCAGUAUGCACAA
Molecule: messenger RNA, 3296 nt
Organism: Zalophus californianus (California sea lion)
Lineage: Eukaryota; Metazoa; Chordata; Mammalia; Carnivora; Otariidae
Gene: SYDE1
Product: synapse defective Rho GTPase homolog 1
Exons: 8
Coding region: 52-2259 (735 amino acids)
Biological process (GO): signal transduction
Source: RefSeq, a predicted model, not a curated record